AUCCUGGAGAAGAUCGCGGAGAUCGAGAAGGAGAUCGCCCGGACCCAGAAGAACAAAGCUACGGAGUACCACCUGGGCCUGCUGAAGGCCAAGCUUGCCAAGUACAGAGCUCAGCUUCUGGAGCCUUCCAAAUCAGCUGCGGCCAAAGGGGAAGGCUUCGAUGUGAUGAAGUCGGGGGAUGCCCGGGUGGCGCUGAUCGGUUUUCCUUCUGUGGGUAAGUCCACAUUUCUAAGUUUAAUGACUUCCACGGCUAGUGAAGCAGCUUCUUAUGAAUUCACCACAUUGACCUGCAUUCCUGGAGUCAUAGAGUACAAAGGAGCCAAUAUCCAGCUUCUAGAUCUUCCAGGGAUCAUUGAAGGAGCUGCUCAAGGGAAGGGCCGAGGACGCCAAGUGAUUGCUGUGGCCCGGACCGCAGAUGUUGUCAUCAUGAUGCUGGACGCCACCAAGGGCGAAGUGCAGAGAGCUCUCUUGGAAAGGGAACUAGAAACGGUGGGCAUUAGGCUGAAUAAAAAGAAACCCAACAUCUACUUCAAGCCCAAGAAGGGAGGUGGUAUCUCUUUCAACUCCACCGUGACGUUGACCCAGUGCUCGGAGAAGCUGGUGCAACUCAUCCUCCAUGAAUACAAAAUCUUCAAUGCCGAGGUUCUGUUCAGGGAAGACUGUACUGCGGAUGAAUUCAUCGACGUCAUUGUUGGCAAUCGAGUGUACAUGCCCUGCCUUUACGUUUAUAACAAAAUUGAUCAGAUCUCCAUGGAAGAGGUUGACCGCCUGGCUCGGAGGUCCCAUAGCGUAGUGAUUAGCUGUGGAAUGAAGCUGAAUUUGGACUACCUGCUGGAGAUGCUGUGGGAAUACCUGGCUCUCACCUGCAUCUACACAAAGAAAAGAGGCCAGAGACCAGAUUUUUCAGAUGCCAUCAUUCUGCGAAAAGGGGCCUCAGUACAGCACGUGUGCCAUCGAAUUCACCGGACAUUAGCUGAUCAAUUCAAGUACGCCCUUGUGUGGGGAACCAGCACCAAGUACAGCCCUCAGCGAGUGGGGCUCAGCCACUUGGUGGAGCACGAAGACGUCAUCCAGGUGGUCAAGAAGUAAUUGCCAGGACCUUGCUCCGCCCCGCAGAGUUUCCAUGCAGCUUAACUGUAAAGUGUGUGAAAACUGAACUCCCUGCUGCCCCACCCUGGUCAAAGGAGACGGCGGGGGACAUUUUUCUCCAGUUCCAGGAAGGAGAGAGGACACAGAUGAAUAAUGAAAAAGCUUUCCCAUUCAGGACACAGAAGGAGAAGGAUUUUCUCCCAAGUGGGAGGCUCGUUUUGAUGGCAGCCUUUAUAAAACCUGUUGCUGAGUGCCUUUCGAGCAUUUGACAGGAGUUGAUUUGGGACCGAAUGAUUGCGACAUCCUUGCUACCUGAACAGCCACCUCUGAUUUGUGAACUGGCGGCCUCAAAGUGGGGUGUUGGAUCCGGAACGAAGAACCUGCCAUUCCCUAUUCAAAACUCAGCCUGGCCACCUCUUCUCU
Molecule: messenger RNA, 1512 nt
Organism: Python bivittatus (Burmese python)
Lineage: Eukaryota; Metazoa; Chordata; Lepidosauria; Squamata; Pythonidae
Gene: DRG2
Product: developmentally regulated GTP binding protein 2
Molecular function (GO): GTP binding; GTPase activity
Source: RefSeq, a predicted model, not a curated record